AUGUCAAACACAUUGUCAAAUUCUCUGGCCGAGGCGAAGCUAGUUCCCGGUCCGGCAGCUAGUCUAAUUCCCCAAGGUUUCCAGCCCACCACCAACCUGCGCGUCGCGUUUGACGGGAAGGACGUGGAGUUGGGGAAUCUCUUUCGUGCGAAUGAGUGCAAGCGCUCACCUAGUAUCUUGUUCGAUCAAGAGGCUGAUGCGCCCGGUGAUGCUACAUACAUGCUUCUCCUUGUCGAUCCCGAUGCGCCGACACCCGAUGACCCCAAGUUUGCCUUCUGGAGACACUGGGUUCUUCCCGGCCUGAGGCCUUUGGGAAGCGCAGAUGCUGUUGCCCAAAUUCAACCCGCGCUGACAGAAUACCUGGGACCUGGCCCCAAGGAUGAUUCGAAGCCUCACAGAUACCUACUACUUCUGUACCGCCAGCCUUCCAACCUUGAUCUGACGAAGGAUGAUGUUGGAGGUGAAGAGUUUACACAAAGACGGUCUUUCGAUACCGCCAAGUUUGUUGAGAAGUAUGACUUGCGCCUGGUGGGUGUGAACUGGUUCCUUGGAGCUGGAGAUGGUUGGAAAGAGUAA
This is a messenger RNA of Fusarium poae, 576 nucleotides long. RefSeq lists its product as uncharacterized. Bases 1 to 576 code for a protein of 191 amino acids. Gene Ontology annotation, molecular function: phospholipid binding; peptidase inhibitor activity. The record is from RefSeq and is a predicted model, not a curated record. The transcript is spliced from 3 exons. Lineage: Eukaryota; Fungi; Ascomycota; Sordariomycetes; Hypocreales; Nectriaceae. Gene Ontology annotation, biological process: regulation of Ras protein signal transduction; regulation of proteolysis.